This is a messenger RNA of Drosophila navojoa, 1551 nucleotides long. RefSeq names its product lipoprotein lipase. Gene Ontology annotation, biological process: lipid catabolic process. The record is from RefSeq and is a predicted model, not a curated record. Gene Ontology annotation, molecular function: lipase activity; serine hydrolase activity. Lineage: Eukaryota; Metazoa; Arthropoda; Insecta; Diptera; Drosophilidae.
AUGCUUCUACUUGGGCUGCUGUGCAUUUGUCAGUCAGCUUGUUUGUGGCACACUGCAGCUGCAUGGCAGCAGGAGGCCAAAUCUCCGGGCAGAUUUCGAAAUGGAUACAAGAGGCGGAUUGAGGCAUCCAACUACUCGUAUGCUGAUUACAGAGCAGCAGAGCAACUCGGUGCAGACAACAAUCAAUUGCGGGUGGUGGCGGAGCUGCUGGCCACCCAAGGACCCGCAGUGCAAGUAAAAGUGACAAAUGAAGUGGAAAGUGCCGUGAUGAGGGCGAAAGCAGCAGCCGAAAGACUGCAGCCAAAUGCAAAUGAAAAGAGCAAGGCCAGCCAUGCAGGCAUGCAAAUCGUAAGGACAUCUAACCAGGACAUCAGCAGCAUGAACUUAAUGACACCCGCUGUGUUGCCAAUAUCGGAAAGACAUAAUUUCACCAACAACAACAACAGCAACAACAACUCAACUGGCCCAAUGGCCGGUGAUGAGCAACUAUUACGAUUGCAGGACUACAAUUUACUAUACAAUGCCGAGCGACAGACCUACUUUCAGCUGCAUUCGAACAGUGGGCGUGGCCCGAGCGGACCAUCCAAUGGUAAUCGCCUGCUGCAGCAGUACGUUGGCAACAAGCUGAGCGCUGCCUUCGGCCUGAAUGUCAACGACGCCAAGGAGUCAAUCAUGCAGCUGACCACGCAAACGGUGAGGCUCUACGAUGCCGCCUCGCUGCGGCAAUCACACUUCAAUCCCUUCCAGCCCACGCGAAUCAUAAUCCAUGGCUGGCUGGGCAAUGCCCAUGCCAAUGUCUACAGCUAUCUGGUGCCGGCUUACCUGAAGCUCAGCGAUGGCAGCUACAAUAUUUUCACUGUCGACUGGGGACGUGGUGCCAUCGCUGAUUAUAUAACGGCCAGCUAUAGGGUGAAGCCCGUGGGUCAGGUGCUGGCCAAGUUUCUGGACUUUCUGCACGUGGAGGCGGGCAUGCAGUUUGAGGAUCUCCAGCUGAUUGGCUUCAGCAUGGGCGCCCAUAUCGCCGGGCUGGCCGCCAAGCACGUGCAGACCGGUCAGGUGCGUGUGAUACGCGCCCUGGAUCCGGCCCUGCCCUUCUUUCGCUACGCCCAGGAGAAGGAGCGCCUCAGCCGCAACGAUGCCAGCUACGUUGAGGUGCUGCACACGAGCGUGGGCAGCUAUGGAUUCGAUCGUCCGCUGGGCCACGUCGACUUCUACGCCAACUGGGGUAGCCAGCAGCCGGGCUGCUUCUGGCACGAGUGCAGCCACUGGCGUGCCUUUGCGCUCUUCAAGGAGAGCCUGGAGGGGACGGCUUUCGAGGCCAGGGGCUGUCAGCCAGGCGAAUGGCAGCAGUUGACGCGCCAUAAACGCUGCCCCCAGCCAACGGGCAGCCGGCUCCACAUGGGCGGAGAUUUGGGCACACUAUCCAUGGAGCAGCUGGCGCAGCGCGAGGGAGUUUAUUAUUUCGAGACCCAGGCGAGACCGCCCUAUGAUAUGGGGCCAGCGACAUAGAGGCAGCUGAGCAUUCAAUGUGCCAUGCGGCAUGCGGCAUGU